Molecule: messenger RNA, 6288 nt
Organism: Paramormyrops kingsleyae
Lineage: Eukaryota; Metazoa; Chordata; Actinopteri; Osteoglossiformes; Mormyridae
Gene: ptpn23a
Product: protein tyrosine phosphatase, non-receptor type 23, a
Biological process (GO): early endosome to late endosome transport; protein transport to vacuole involved in ubiquitin-dependent protein catabolic process via the multivesicular body sorting pathway; protein dephosphorylation
Cellular component (GO): endosome
Molecular function (GO): protein binding; protein tyrosine phosphatase activity
Source: RefSeq, a predicted model, not a curated record
GUGCAAAUGGGACAUGAAACAGGCGUAAACGGAACACUAAGGAAAACAACAACCGGAACUCCUGCUUAAAGGCCGAAGGACUACAUUUACAUUUGCGUUACAGCGUCAGAAGACACUCAAGUCGGAAGAGGCGAGCAAAGUGGCCGCCAUGGAAGCGGUGCCCCGGAUGCCCAUGAUCUGGCUGGAUCUGAAAGAGGCUGGGGAGUUUCAGUUCAGCCCGGCCGUGAGGCAGUUCAUCCUGAAGAACUAUGGGGAGAAUCCAGACAACUACAAUGAUCAGUUGAAGAAGCUGGAGCAGCUGCGCCAGAGUGCGGUCAAUGUCACCAGGGACUUCGAGGGCUGCAGCACCCUGAGGAAGUACUUUGGGCAGCUGCACUACCUGCAGAGUCGCGUCCCGAUGGGCUCCGGUCAGGAAGCCGCCGUGCCCAUCUCCUGGACCGAGAUUUUUUCUGGGAAGACGGUUACUCACGAUGACAUCUGCUAUGAACAAGCGUGCAUCCUCUACAACCUGGGGGCCCUCCACUCCAUGCUGGGUGCCAUGGACAACAGGGUGUCGGAGGAGGGCAUGAAGGUGUCCUGCACGCACUUCCAGUGCUCAGCGGGGGCCUUCUCCUACCUGAAGGACCAUUUCAGUCACAGCUUUAGUGUGGACAUGAGUCACCAGAUCCUCAACCUCAACAUCAACCUCAUGCUGGGCCAGGCUCAGGAGUGUUUGCUGGAGAAGUCAAUGCUGGAUAACAGGAAGAGCUUCCUGGUGGCUCGCAUCAGUGCCCAGGUGGUCGACUAUUACAGGGAGGCAUGCUGGACCUUGGAGAACUCUGAUACGGCUUCUUUGUUGGGGAAGAUUCAGAAGGAUUGGAAGAAGCUGGUGCAGAUGAAGAUCUAUUAUUUUGCUGCCAUUGCUCAUCUGCAUAUGGGGAAGCAGGCAGAGGAGCAGCAGAAGUACGGGGAAAGGCUGGCCUACCUGCAGAGCUCCCUAGACAAGCUGAAUGAGGCAAUGAAGCUGGCCAAGGGGCAGCCUGACAGCGUGCAGGACGCCUUACGCUUCACCAUGGACGUCAUCGGAGGAAAGUUCAACUCUGCUAAGAAGGAUAAUGACUUCAUCUACCAUGAGUCUGUGCCUGCUCUGGACACACUGCCUUCUGUAAAAGGUGCACCCCUGGUGAAGGGCCUACCGGUGAACCCUACUGACCCGAGCGUUACUGGGCCAGACAUCUUCUCCAAACUGGUGCCUAUGGCAGCCCAUGAGGCCUCCUCUCUCUACAGCGAGGAGAAAGCCAAGCUGCUGAGGGAGGUCAUGGCCAAGAUCGACAGCAAGAACGAGACUCUAGAACAGUUUAUGGACUCGCUGUGCCUGGACCCCAACACCGUGGACAACCUGGGCAUGUACGAGCACAUCCCCCCCGUCCUGAUGGAGAGGUGUGCUGCCCUGAGCGUGCGGCCAGACACCGUCAAGAGCCUCGUCCAGUCCAUGCAGGUGCUGUCAGGCGUGUUCACAGAUGUGGAGGCCUCACUGCGUGAGAUCCGGGAUGUUCUGGAUGAGGACGAGGCAGGAGAGCGGAGCCUGGAGGAGGCAGGGGUGAAGCCGCCCCCCCAGCCCCCCCCUCUCGCUGAGCUGCGCCGUGACCUUGAGAAGUAUCUGGAAGCUCAUGAGAAAGCCAGCUUCACCAAUACGGAGCUGCACCGUGCCAUGAACCUUCACGUACCCCACCUGCGGCUGCUGGGAGGACCACUGGACAGCCUGCGGGAGACGCUGCCCCACCCCCAGCUCAGUGAGGACGAGCUUGCAAGUCUUCACUGCAUGAAGCGCAUUCUGGGGAAGGUGCAGGAAAUGCGAGACCAGCGGAGCUCCCUAGAGAAGCAGUUGCGCGACCUUAUCCAGCAAGACGACAUCACAUCUGUCCUGGUCACCACUGAACGUGCUGACAUGAAGAAAUUGUUUGAGGAGCAGCUGAAGAAAUACGAUCAGGUGAAGCUCUACAUUGACCAGAACCUGGCCGCCCAGGAGAACAUCCUGAAAGCGCUAACGGAGGCUAACGUGCAGUACGCUAUGGUGCGCAAGGGCCUGACGGAGACGGAGCACAAGUGGAACAACACCGUGCAGAUGCUGGUCUCCUCCUACGAGGCCUAUGAGGACCUCAUGAAGAAGUCUCAGGAGGGCCGAGAGUUCUACCAGGACCUGGAGGGGAAGGCCUCCCAGCUGCUGGAGAAGGCCCGCGGCACGUGCAAGGCCCGCGAGGAGGAGCGCCGAGCCCUUCUGGAGAGGGAGCUUCAGAAGAAAGCCCCCCCUCGGCCCACGGCCCCUAAACCCCCCCUGCAGAAGAAACCGUCUGAGAUGGACUCCUCCAGCUCCCUGGAAGACCCUGAACUGGCCCAGAUCAACGCAGCCAUCCUCAGUCUGGGGGGGGAUGUCCCUGAGGAGCUACGCAGCAUGCCACCAGACAUGUCCUUCCCAGUGGUGGGCAGGGUAGGAGCUCGCCCCCCUGGCCCUGACACCUUCUUACCUGGGGGUGGCGCAGUGCCCUCCCUGCACUGGCCGAUAGCCGGCUCCGCUCCUUAUGCCCAGCUGCCUCGCUUCCCCCCCCAGCCAGCCCCCCCGGGAUCCCUGCCUCAGCCGCCUCACACUAGCCAGCCCCACUUUCCCCAGCCGUCACCUGUGCCUGGCUACGCCCAUCCGCAGUCCCAGCCGUGCCCACCAGGGGGUGCAGUCGUCGUGAGGCCAUCCACUACCACGGUGGACAGCGUGCAGACACCCAUUCCCAGCUACGCCCCGACCCUCCGCCACGCAAUGCCCCCCAUCACCUCUACUGGUUAUAUGCCCCCACCCCAGAUGGGCCAUUUUCCCCAGUAUCCCCCCCAAGCACGAAUGCCCCCUCAGGGAUACCCCCAGCCGCAAGCCCCAUUUCCCCUGCAGCCCCCACAGGUACAGGGCCAGUAUCCCCGGUACAUGCCCCCACACUUCCAGCAGCCUGCCUUUGCAGGGCAGCUUCCACCUCUCAGCCACCCAGGCUUGCCGGCCCCACCCCCUCGGCCAGGCUAUCCCCCUCCCCAUGUGAUGUCCGGCUCCCAUCCAGUGCCCCCUGCCUCCCAGGCUCAGGUCUCCCCAUAUUCUGGCCAGACCCCGAUGCCACGAGCAACGAUACCCCCCCACCAGCCUCAGCUGCCCCCGGCCUCUGGCCCCGCCCAGCACCCCCUUCCUCAUGGCAUUCUGCACUCCGUGCCUCCUGGUGUUCUGCUCCACCAGCCUCAACAGCCCCAGUUGCCUUCGGUUUCUGUUCCCUCCAAGCCGCAGUUGCCCCCUGGUGUUCUGCCCCACCAGCCCCAAAUGCCCCCAGCCUCUGCACUCACACAGCCCUCGAUGCCCCCUGGUGUUCUGCCCCACCAGCCCCAAAUGCCCCCAGCUUCUGCCCCCUCCCAGCCCUCGAUGCCCCCUGGUGUUCUGCCCCACCAGCCCCAAAUGCCUCCAGCCUCUGCCCCCUCCCAACCACUGUUGCCUCAUGGUGUUCUGCCCCACCAGCCCCAAAUGCCCCCAGCUUCUGCCCCCUCGCAGCCUCUCCCGCCUGCUGGCCAUUUGCCCCCUAAUGCUCAGCUGCCUCUUGCCCCUUUGCCUGGCCUGCCCCAGCAGUCAGGGACAGUGUGCUACACGGGAGGGGGUCCCGUCUUGCCCCAGCCUCCUGCUGGUCCUGUUCAGCCGCAGAGUUCCUGCCCCAGUUACUGUCCCCCUACCCCACCACCCGGGGGUCAUGUAUCCCACCCAGCCCCCACCCCACCACCAAUGCUGCCACCCGGUUCGGGCUCAUCAGCCAGCCAACCCCCCAGCAUGAUGUCGCCCUCUCCCUCCCCAGUGCUGAUACCCCAGCACCCCUCUCCUUCUCCCUCUCUCACUGGAAGCACAGGAGUGGCCCACCUCCCCCAUCCUGGCUCUGCCUCCUCUCCCCCCGUGUCCUCCGCCUCCCCACCUCCCGCCAGCGGCUCGGGCCCCUUAUUCCAGCGAAUGAGUUCCAGCACAGACGACCUCCUGUCCAGCAGCCCUGAGGGUCUGCACGGGGGCCCCAAGGCGGCCGGCCACGUACUGCUACCCACCAAGGCCGACCCGCAGGACGGGCAGCGCUCCCGGCAGCCCGCGGGCGUGCGGCUUAUCGAGGGCGACCCCUACGGCGCCCCGGGCCGCAUCCAGAGGCUGCGCGAGGACCUGGAGCGCUUCGGCGCGGAGGUGCAGGCGCUGGCGGAGCCGGCCGAGCUGGACGGCCGCUGGCGGGAGCUGCAGGAGCAGCAGGAGCGCGACGUUCGCCAGCUCUCCAUCGCCGUGGCGCGCUGCUACAGCAUGAAGAACCGCCGGCAGGACGUCAUGCCCUACGACUGCAACCGCGUGCUGCUGAGUUCCGGCAAGGACGACUACAUCAACGCCAGCACCGUGGGGGAGCUGUCCCCCUACUGCCCCCACUUCAUCGCCACGCAGGCCCCGCUGCCCGGCACUGCUGCCGACUUCUGGCUCAUGGUUUACGAGCAGAAGGUGUCGGUGGUGGUCAUGCUGGUGUCGGAGCAGGAGCUGGAGAAGCAAAAGGUGCCGUGCUACUUCCCGUCGGAGCGCGGCCAACAGCUGUCCCACGGCCCCAUCGUGCUGACGCUCACCACGCAGAAGGCCACGCCCACUCACGUGGAGCGCAUGAUCAGCCUGCAGUACCGGGACCAGAGUCUGAGGCGCACCAUCAUACACCUGCAGUUCACCUCCUGGCCUGAGCUGGGGCUCCCGGACAGCCAGAGCAAUCUGAUCCGUUUCAUCCAGGAGGUCCAUGGACACUACCUGCACCAGCGCCCCCUACACACACCUAUCGUAGUGCACUGCAGCUCGGGGGUGGGGCGCACUGGUGCCUUCUGCCUCCUGUAUGCAGCACUGCAGGAGCUUGAUGCUGGAAACGACAUCCCUGACCUGCUGUCAUUGGUGAGGAAGAUGAGGCAGCAGAGGAAGAACAUGCUGCAGGAGAAGCUUCACCUCAAGUUCUGCUACGAAGCUGUCCUGAUGCACGCAGAGCAGGUUCUCCAGCGCCAUGGGAUCCCUAGCAUCCCCUGCAACAGAACCCCCAACAGUGCGGUUCUCAGGGCGUACUCACGGCAGGAGUCCCAGGAUAUUGUCCUCGGAGGGGACAUGCCAAUCAGCUCUAUCCAGGCUACCAUCGCCAAGCUGAGCAUUCGGCCACCGAGCAGCAGCCCGGAGCAGGGCUCCAUCCUGGGCUCCGACCUCCCCGGGAACCUAGAGCCAAGCAGUAUGACCGCCAUCCAUGCCCCCUACACGGCACCCCAGCCCCUGUCUCUCAGUCCUCCCCAUUCCCUAUCCCCCUCCCCACCAAUGAAGGUGCAGUCCCCUCCGCCUCCCACUACAGAGCAGGGCAACAGCCUGGAUGGCUCUGUCAAUCACCUCUCUGGCCCAACCCCUGCUGCCAAUCACCACCCGACUCCGCCCCAACCCACAAGCUCCUCCUCCUCCUCCUCCCUGGAGCUUCUGGCUUCCCUUACGCCCGAGGCGUUCACACUAGACAGCAGCAGCCGAGGGAAGCCCAGGAUCAACAAGCAGAGCUUCCUGCAGCCGCACAACGGGCAGGGCCUGCAGCGAGACCCAUCUGGGGACGACCCGCUCAGCAGCCUGGACCCACUGUGGACACUCAACAAGACCUGAAGAGCCACUACAUGCCCUCCUCUUCCUUAUGCUUUGUCCCUUGUCCUCCCUUUGCAUUCUGUCCCCUGGGACCACAUCACUGUGGGUCUGUCUGCCUGUGUUCCCCUGAACAUCUCUACCGGCCCUCUGGCUAUCCAAGCAUGCUCUCCUAUGUCCUGCUGUCUAUCGCCCGUGCCGUGCUGUCUCCCUGUCUCUCCUCAUGUGGCCAGUCUGCAUGAGAAAGACAGCGACUGUGGUGGGUGCAUUCUGAGGUCCAGAAGAGUACAGUAGCGUUUAACUGGAAUUGUGGACACAAGACAGCCAUGCUGGCUGUUGUUUGGCUAGGAUCCUAAUUAGCUUCUUGCAUAGCAGGUACAUAUACACACGCUACAGUGGUGUAUCCGAUCUGACUGGGUGAUUGUACGUAUAUAUGAUGAGCAGAAUGGAAGAGUAGUUAUUACUGAAAUUGGCUUUAAUAAUACUGAUUUCCCCAGUCCCACGCUCACUCUCUUACCUACAAAAACACACCAGAAUCAGCAGACCAGAAAUUGUAAUGCAUAUUUUUAACUCCUGUUUGCUUCUUUUCUUAUAACCCUGUAAAUACACCUGGAUUAAAGUAAGUGUUCUGAGAGUGA